CAAAUUAAGACAGGGACCUACGUAAAGUGUUUAUGUUAGCCACUGAGCUUCACAUCCAACCCCAGACAAGGCUCUCUUUCCCCGCACGUACAACAAACUCUUGAGUUUCUAAUUCUCUCUUUCUAUAUAUAAAAAUACAUGGUAGCCAGAACAAAGCCAACCCUUAUUUUUAACCCUCUGAUUGAUGAUAAUAUCGCCAACCCACAAGCUCUAUUCCAAGAAAAUCAACUUCUCCUCAAGAAUUUCUCCACAAUAAUAGAUUUCGAUUCCGCCAUGUCCAAGAUUCAUCCUGCGGAGAAGCGAUGCAGCAGCGAAGAUGAUCUGUUCUUGAAAGAUGGUGAUGGUUUUCAACAUGAACGUCGUCGUAAUCCGUGUACGUUAACUGUGUGGAAGAGAUCUAGCAUGACUUUCCAAGGAACUGAUGGAUUCACUGUGUUUGAUACUCAUGGAAGAUUGGUGUUUCGAGUCGACAAUUAUUCUAGGAAGAAUCGAUAUGCAGGAGGUGGUCUUAUUCUCAUGGACGGAGUUGGCAAUGCUUUGCUCACACUGAAACCUCAGAUGAUGAGCAUGCAUUUCCAAUGGAAUGCAUACAGAGGAGAAGAUGUAUAUGAAGAGAAUCCAAAGAUGAAGGUGUUCUCAAUGAGGAGCACAUCGGUGUUUUACAACACUAGCAAAGACGUAGCAGAGAUUUUCAUUGGAGGGCUAACAAAACAAGGUCAGAUGGCAGAUUUUAAGAUCGAGGGAUCAUUCAGGACACGAGAUUGUAAGAUCAAAGCUCCCAAUGGCGAGGUGGUGGCAAAGAUGGCUAGGAAAAGAGUGAACACUACGAUUUUGCUGAGUGAUGAUGUGUUUAGCCUGGUUGUACAACCUGGGUUUGAUGCUCAAUUGAUCAUGGCCUUUGUAAUUGUAUUGGAUCGCAUUUGCAAUAAGCCUUUUGCUCCUCUUUUAUGUUCUUAGAUUCAUUGUUGUAUAAACAAUUACCAGAGUAAACGUACAUAUUAUUUCUCAUUCACACAAAUUUACACUUGGUUGUUAGGGGAGUUUUCCCUAUUGAAUGUUGCAAUUUCUUGUAUUUGUGCUUGAUUUCCAUCGACAUCAGAGAUCCAGAUGCUACCAAUGAGAAAUCACGAUUUUCCCUUGUUAA
Messenger RNA from Manihot esculenta (cassava), 1144 nucleotides. Its product is annotated as protein LURP-one-related 5. The transcript is spliced from 2 exons. The record is from RefSeq and is a predicted model, not a curated record. The coding region runs from base 139 to 957 and encodes 272 amino acids. NCBI's taxonomy places the organism in Eukaryota, Viridiplantae, Streptophyta, Magnoliopsida, Malpighiales, Euphorbiaceae.